AUAUCGAAGCAUGGCCCAGGUCAUCGAAAGCUGCACCUCAAUCUGAGUAUUGAUCUUAUGCAGCCAUGGCUGGCCUCAUGUCAGAUGUCUGUGCGAUUUGGGAACCAAGUACGAAGGAUCUGUGGAAAAGCAGCAUGUUAACUAGGCAGCUGCCUCUCGAAUCAGCUCUACCGAAUCAGUCACGAAUUUCGUCCAAGCAGCUUUAUGAAAUAGCAGAGAUAUUCACGCGCAAUAAUGCACACGGCAUCUUGGGUCUGCAUUUACUACAUCGCCAUUUCGAUAUACCCGUUGGCACUGUUCUGUUGGGCUCUACAUGGAGCAAACCAUAUUGCCGAUGGACAACAGCUACUGAAAUCGAAGGCACAGACUGGUCUGAGACUGGUGGAGCUGUUUUUAUACUCACAGCAGAAGGUUGGCACCCAUAUGAAUACCUGAGAAAUGGCAAGCCGGACCUUUCCUGCGUGAAGCCUGGUUUUCUUCCUCAGAUAACCGAAUACCUCGUCUCCAACCAGCUGUCUCAGAUCCUUGGUCUCCAAAUUCUUGACCGUAGUCUUCACACAGACCAGCAUCUAAUCGAGCUCUCUUUGAGCGAGAUGUCAGUGAUGUUUUUCGCCUCUGAUCUCAAGGGGUGUGUGCCGACGAGACAGACGGGCUGGAGGUUUGAGCUACACGAUGGGCAACCUCGCGUAUGCCAGUACAACGAAUCCCAUGGUGCUCGACCAGAUGGCUCACAUGACAUUUACAAUCAAGGUCAGCUUGAUCUGCAGUAUGGGGACUUUGAAAUGCUCAGAUAUAGGCUCAUGCGUGAUGGUUUUUUGAAGAUCGAUUCUUGAGUUUCCGUGAAUGCGAGCACAGAUCUUGCCACAAGAGAAAUCUCAUUAUUUAUCACGCGCAAUCCUGUAACAAAUCAACAGCUGGAGAGUUUCGAUGUACGCGGAAUCCCAAUUCGGUUUAAUCACUUAUUUUGGGCUUAACGCUGAAGGGAAAUCCGUCAAAACAUAAGAAAACAUGCCUGAUACUGGGAGAGGAUAUGACCAUCUUCCUGUAACCGAUAUCAACAUCAAUAUGGAGACAUUGUCAGAGCACGAAGUAAAUUGAGUUAGCUGAGUACCUAAACAAAGGACAUGAGAAAUGAUAUGAGAUGCACUAUUGCCCUUCGGCAAGCCGCUUCCUGGGCCGUUUCAACACGUCCUGGGCCGUAAAAGAGAUAACUUAUUGAAGUUUGUUGCGUUGAGAAAGUAUAUGCGGCGUCCUGUUACGGCGGGCGUCCCGCCAUGCAGGGGCCAACGGGUAUAUUAAUGAUCUAUCUGACAACAUUGUAGUGACUUAGCAAUCUCCAUCCCUUCAUCAUUCUCGUCUUCGGAAUCCGACUCGAUGUACAUUGUGAAGUAAGGGUUUUCAUCGGGCAGAAUGGUGACUCGAAGCUCUUUUGUUUUCUUGAGUCUUUCGAUUUGAAGCGCGUGGCUGCUCCACAACUUUACCAAUCGUGUCAUAUUGUUGUACAGAAUCUUAGUGCCGAGCCAGCGUCGUAAAUGCUCAUCGCGUUGAUGCUCAUCGUGGGAAAGACAACUUUGCAUUUGGCGAAUUAUCUCGGAAUUUGGGACAGUCCAAGUAUUGUUAUUAUCU
This is a messenger RNA of Verruconis gallopava, 1626 nucleotides long. RefSeq lists its product as uncharacterized. Lineage: Eukaryota; Fungi; Ascomycota; Dothideomycetes; Venturiales; Sympoventuriaceae. The coding region runs from base 66 to 833 and encodes 255 amino acids. The record is from RefSeq and is a predicted model, not a curated record. The transcript is spliced from 2 exons.